GACGUUUUAUAUAAGAGAAGUGUCAUUUUAAUCGCUGCCUGUUUUCUUAGUUAAAGAGCAGCGCCGAAGGCACGAGGAGGCGUCACAAGCCAGUGCUAGUAAUACAUCGGUCAUCAUACUGACAAAGGUCAAUUUAAUCGGGUUAUAAACAAAGCAUCGGGAGGGGAACUGGCUAGUUAAAGAGCAAAUUAACUCGUUAAUUAUGGACAUCUUGAAUUUUAUCUCGAAUUUUAUCUCGAAGCGAUAUUCACCUCGAAAAUGCCGUCGUUUACUAAGAGCGCUGCCAUUUUGCUGGGGUUAGUUGCCGGCCGAGUAGCAUGUUCUAAAGACAGGUGCACAUCGUUCGCAACGUCUAUAUCGAUCCCGAAUACCAAAAUUAUUGCUCAUAAUUAUCUUCCGAAUGGGACAAGUAUUUUCCUCCCCGGGACCGCAGAGUCGUGCUAUGGGCCGGAUCCCACGGCAAACGCUACCGCCAACCUCUGCCGACUUGCGCUCGUCGUCUCUACGAGUUCAUCAAGCAAAGUGCAAGUAGAAGCCUGGCUUCCGGACCCCCAGAGUUGGAAUGGACGACUGUUGGCUACCGGGGACGGCGGGAUUGGGGGGUGCAUUGACUAUGUCACGAUGCAAAACGGAGCCGAACUAGGUUUCGCGGCUUUCGGGACCAAUGCCGGGCAUAACGGCUCAGUUGGAUAUGAAUUCUUUCUCAAUAAGCCCCAAGUGAUCAACGAUUUCGGUCACCGGGCGAUUCAUGUCGAAGCGGAGGUUGGUAAGGAAUUGGUGCGUCAGUACUAUCGGACCAAAGCGACGAAGAAUUACUACGCGGGCUGUAGCACGGGAGGGCGCCAAGGGUUCCAGAACGCAUAUUUAUACCCGGAAGACUUCGAUGGGCUCCUCCUUGGAAGUCCUGCUAUAGAUUGGCUCCAUGUUGUGGCGUCCAAGGGAAUCAUAGCCCGACGGAUUGGGUGGCCCCAUUUAGACUCACCAGCAUAUAUCCGUCCGGAGCAAUGGGCAGCCAUCGUCGAGGCUCAGAUACGGCAGCUUGACCCAUUGGACGGCGUAGUAGACGGAAUAAUUGACGAGCCAACAAAGUUACGAUUCGAUCCCGAGAGUCUGGUCUGUGGCACUGGUGCCCUCAACUCUUCCAUGUGUCUUAGCCCACUACAGGUUGAAUCGGUGCGCAGAGCGUAUGAACCGAUUGCAAGCGCUUCCGGUCAAAUUGUGUAUCCCGCCUUCGAACUCGGCUCAAACACCGACGUAUUUUCUGCGAACCAGGAGAACGGGACAGCACAGUUGGGCUACACCACCUUACAAGACUUCUGGCGCGGCGCCGUUUAUAACAAUAGCAACUGGACGCCAGACCACUUUCGCGUAUCGGAUAUGGAUUUUGCCCUGAGAAUUAACCCUGGGCAGGUCAAUGCAGAUGACACAGACCUAUCGCGCUUCUACCGUAGAGGCGGCAAGAUCAUGUCGUACCAUGGAAGAAAUGAUGAGACCGUAACCUCUGCCCUAUCUGAGCAAUUCUUCGCCGGAGUCCAAAGAGCACUCCACCUCUCACUAGAUGAGAUUCAUGAUUUCUACCGACUAUUCUUUAUCCCAGGUCUGCAUCAUUGCUCAGGGGGUCCUGGAGCAUGGAGCAUAGGGAAUGUUCUGCUAUAUCCCUACGACAAGAGGUUACUAGACCCUGAGCAUAAUGCGCUCGUUGCUCUUGUUGAAUGGGUCGAGAAAGGCAGGACACCAAAAACGUUAAUUGGCACGAAGUAUGAGAAUGAUGAUGUCGGGGGUACCAUCCUCGGACAGAGAACGUAUUGCCCCUAUCCGAUGGUCAGCAAAUGGAACGGUGUUGGUGAUACGAGACUUGCGACAAGUUGGAAAUGCAUCUUUCCGGGGAGGUAGAUGAAAAUGGCGAUUGGCAUAGUAAUGAUAGAUAGAAUUACCUGGAAACCUAUAGAGGCCCAUUUGCACAUCUUUGCAAAAAAAAAAAAAAAUUGCCCGGAUUUUGCUUAAAGGGGUAAAGUGGUUGCAGCUAGUCUCAAUUAGUCUGAUAUGUUAGUACUUUAUUCAAAAUUAUCUAGCC
Messenger RNA from Annulohypoxylon truncatum, 2074 nucleotides. RefSeq names its product tannase and feruloyl esterase. The transcript has 3 exons. The coding region runs from base 259 to 1893 and encodes 544 amino acids. The record is from RefSeq and is a predicted model, not a curated record. Lineage: Eukaryota; Fungi; Ascomycota; Sordariomycetes; Xylariales; Hypoxylaceae.